Aethalodelphis obliquidens (Pacific white-sided dolphin) is the source of this 2485-nucleotide messenger RNA. RefSeq names its product T cell receptor associated transmembrane adaptor 1 (gene TRAT1). Gene Ontology annotation, biological process: positive regulation of T cell receptor signaling pathway; negative regulation of receptor recycling. The record is from RefSeq and is a predicted model, not a curated record. Bases 68 to 640 code for a protein of 190 amino acids. The transcript has 6 exons. Gene Ontology annotation, cellular component: T cell receptor complex. Lineage: Eukaryota; Metazoa; Chordata; Mammalia; Artiodactyla; Delphinidae.
GUCAUUGAGGAGAAGAUGGAAGAAGCUUUGUAAAGAAACAUUUUACCCUCUCCAAGCAGAGGGGAGGAUGAAUACAAAGACUGGAGAAAACUCUGAAUGCCAGUUUUAUGUCUGGGCAAUUCUAGCCUUCUUGGGUUUAGCUCUGACUAUAUCGCUUAUCUUCAACAUUUCCCACUAUGUGGAAAAGCAGCGACAAGAUAAAACAUACACGUACUCCGAUGACCACUUUCCCAGGGAAAAUGAGUAUGACCUUGAAGACACACCAAUUUAUGGUAACUUAGAUAAUGUGGUCCCAGAACCAGUGGAUGAAAACUACUAUGAACAAAUGAAAGCCCGGCCAGAGAGAUCCGUGAACAAACUGCAAGAAGACGCCCCACCUUCACAGGAAACUGAAGUAAAGAUGUUCUAUGCCUCACUAGAUCACAGCUGUGAGGGGAAGCGCAGAAAGCACAAGAAACAGAAAACUUAUUUGUCAGACAAGGAUGAAGAUGGGCAGGUACAUGCAAUGGAUAUCAACCUUUCUAAGGCCACUUUGGUGGACAGUUUCCCACCAGAAAGCCAGGCAAUAGAGGAAAACAUUCAUGAUGAUCCCAUCAGGCUGUUUGGAUUGAUCCGUGCACAGAAAGAAACUGUAAACUAGCUGGACUAUGGAUCUAGCUCAGUGACCCAGCUCUUCCUGGAAGUGCUUGUUAAAGAAAUGAAGACCCCAUAUGACACAACAUGAUUUGUCAGGGUGAUGAGCUGAUUGUCUGUUGGUGCGAUGGUGGCUUACCUUUUAUACAGAGCUUAUGUUAUACACAGCAAAUGGAAUACCAUACAAAUUAGUUAUUUAAAUUAGUUAUUUGAAUUCACUUAAAAAAUACUGAUGUCAAAUGUAAACAAAAUCAAGUUUGCAAAUUGAUCCUGAUAACAAAAUCAUAACUUCAAAACAAUUAUUAAUACUCAGCGAAAUAAACCAAAAAAAAAAGGUUUUAAGCAUAAAUAUGUUCUGGAUCAUGUUGAAAGAGAAACAAAAGUCAAUGUUUUUUUUUUAAACAGUUCUCGUUUCUCAUCAAUGUGAAACAUCCCAUAAUUGGAAGAAAUUUCUGACUGAAAGGCAUGGGAGACAUUAAAACAUUUCUAAGAGAAGAGGGAUAAUCUUCUUAAGAAAUACUUUUCACAAAUGGAAAUAUCUUUAUUAUUUCUAAAAAUUAUUAUAAAAUUAAUGCAUAUUCCUUGUAACAAUAAACAGUAUCAAAAAGAAUUUAGAUAUUCUACUAGCCAGAGAUAAUUACUGUGAUCAACUUUCUAUAUAUUCUAGAUGUUUUUCUGGGCAUGACCAUAUAUAUACCCACAUAUAUGACCAUUAGUUGUUUUUUUAACCAAAAAAGAAAAAAGGGGAAUGAUUAUUUUAUACAUAUUAUUUAAACUUUUUUCACUUAACAAUAAUAUAUUAUAGAUUUAUUUCCACUGUCAUUUUAAACUGUAACUAACUACAGUUAUAAUUUUAAUGCCUGCAUAGCAUUUCAUUGAUUAUACCAAAACUCAUUUAAAUAAUUCUGAAGUACAUUUAGCUCAUUUCCAAUCUCUGGUUUUUUGCUUUUACAAAUAACAUUGUAAUGAGAAUGCAUCUCAGCACAUAGUUGGUACUUGUCUGACUUCUCCUUGAGGCUAAAUGUCUAGGGAAAGAAUUGCUGCUUUAAAAGGUGUGCAUUCUGUAAGUCUCUACAGAAUAUGUUUCUGAAAGACCAAGAGUUCGGUCAAAGUGUGUGUCCUAUUUAAACUCAUAAGUGCUCUUAAAUUGCCCUCCAAAAAAAAAUAAAAAAAAAAAAACUUUCUAUCUCUCUCCAUUUGGAGUAGGCGUUUAAUUCGGUCUCAAAUCAUCACUGACCAAGAAAAUUGUACAUGACGGCUAUCAGUCCUGCCCUCUGACCAGAGCUUAGUCACGCUUUCUUCAAUUGUUUGUGGAACUCCUGAGGCAGUUUAUGUACUAAGUUAUACAAUGAUGAGGGAAACUGAGACUCUGCACCUGUUGAACUACAGGCUAGGAGAAAAGAUGAGUAACAGGUUAACAAAGAAAAGUGUAGCUACUAGUAAGAAAAAUACUAUUAAGAAAACAGAAGAAAGAGAUAAUGGAGAGAGGGCAUCUCUGAAGAAGAAAUUUUAAUUCUGAGAACUGAACAAUGAGAAGAAGCCACCCAAGUAAAGAGAGGAAGGAAGAGCACAUUUUGUGGAAGAAUUCUAUCUAUAUUUGGAAGUGCCUACUUCUGUCAAUAAUUAUUUUCCAUUAUGAAUCUGUAGAAAAUUAAAUGCUGAUGAUGAAGUAAAAUAUUUUAAGUUGUCCACAAUGCCAUAGGAAAGACAAAAAUACUAAUAUUUAAGCACAGAAGGAAUCAGGUUUCUGAUUCCAGAGAAGAGCCAAGAAAAACCCACAACAAAUAAAGUUAAUAAUUACAUACUGACUUUAAGUUUUUAUGUUUAAUUUAAAAUAAAAUCUUUGCUAUCA